Messenger RNA from Pecten maximus, 879 nucleotides. RefSeq lists its product as uncharacterized. The record is from RefSeq and is a predicted model, not a curated record. NCBI's taxonomy places the organism in Eukaryota, Metazoa, Mollusca, Bivalvia, Pectinida, Pectinidae. The transcript has 3 exons. The coding region runs from base 48 to 683 and encodes 211 amino acids.
UAAUAAAAAGAAGUGCAUGGUUAAGAAGUCCGCAAUAUGUAAACCAAAUGGAAACACCAGCCCUGUUCGACACGGAAAUGCCUUCCAAACUAUCAUGCACAGUAAGAUGUGCGGAGGUUCCCGGAUGUGACGUGGUAGCAUACAAUGAAUCAGCAAAACAAUGUAUGGGGCAUGCUUCCAUCCUGAUCUCAAACACGGCACCAAACCAGUUUUGGAACGUUGGAUAUACUGCGACGAUCUCAACAACAUCCAGCCCUACGGCAAAUGCCACCGUAAUUAUGAAAAGAGUUUGUGCCGGUGAUAACUAUACCUUUGUGGCCUAUUUGAACUGGUGUGUCCAGCUUGUGACCAAUCCUAAAAGUAGCUGGUCAGGAGCAAAGACUGUCUGUCAGGGAAAUGGAGGACAACUGGCCGUGCUGGAUACCUUUGAUAAAUAUACUUACGUGAAAACCAACUUCAUUGGCAUCUAUUUCACUGAACGACUGUGGGUUGCAGGCUCGCUGAAAGACGGCUUGUGGUACUUUCCGUCUACUGGAGAAGUUUUCAACCAAAGUCUGAAUGAUUGGCACCAAGUUUUCAACGAUCUUACCGGGACUGGCUCGUGUCUGUCCUUCUUCAGAUUGCAGUUCUAUAGCGCUAAUUGUGACAGCCUUUAUCCAUUUCUGUGUGAAGAAGUAUGGUGAUUAACACGAAAUAUCAUUCCACGUUGUCUAGAAAUAAGGUUUUCGUAGAUACAGAGCCGAAAAGACAAGUCCAAUUUAACGGGUUCCGUGUGGAUAGAUGCGUGAGAUUAAUGUGGUCUGUCAGUGACAACAAUAUAUGGUUUCCUUCAUUUCUAUUUUUCUGUGUAAAUGUGUAAAUACAAAAUUAAAAACGAAA